AUGCCUACUCCGACAGAUAACGUAGCACUCAAUGUGCGAGAGCCGGAACAUCUUCCUGACAAAGUUGGUGGACCUACGACUACUGGAAUGGUUGGCCGCACAUUCGAGUAUCAAUACCCCACCGGCCCCCAGUACCGCAUCAGUUUUAGCAAAGAACUGGUUUACUUCACUGUUCCUACCUUGCCGGAUGGAACAUCAGUUCUUGCAGUACCCUACCAACAGCGGGAGGUCCGUCCGGAUUUAUUCUUGGUACAUUGGAUGGGACCCGGAAGAAAGGGACAUGUGGCCCUGGUAUUUGACAUAGAGCAACGGAAAGUUGACUGUGCAGCCUUGAUGCCAGCCGGACUAUACGAGCUAUUCGAUCGUGCUGUUUUCCGAGAGGUUUAUGAAAAUGGGGACUCGGCGUUGUACUUGCCAUAUGAGUAA
Molecule: messenger RNA, 426 nt
Organism: Penicillium cataractarum
Lineage: Eukaryota; Fungi; Ascomycota; Eurotiomycetes; Eurotiales; Aspergillaceae
Exons: 2
Coding region: 1-426 (141 amino acids)
Source: RefSeq, a predicted model, not a curated record